Molecule: messenger RNA, 4446 nt
Organism: Plasmodium adleri (nom. inval.)
Lineage: Eukaryota; Apicomplexa; Aconoidasida; Haemosporida; Plasmodiidae
Product: conserved Plasmodium protein, unknown function
Exons: 4
Coding region: 1-4446 (1481 amino acids)
Source: RefSeq, a predicted model, not a curated record
AUGAAAGGUUCAUUUUGGAGUUUCAUCAAAUCUAAAAAAAAUGAUGACAAUGAAUCAAAACCAACGGUUGCACACUUGGGUGAAGAAAAUAAAUUUUAUUUUAAUAAAGAAUUAAAUAGAUGGGUUAUAAAAGGUGAAGAAGACAAAAUUGAAAAUGAAGAAAAAAUAUCUGCACCACCAAAAAUGAAUACAUUACAAAAUGCCAACCAGGGAUAUCGUUCGCUAGUUCAGCAAAACAAAAUGCGUAGCGCAUUUAAUAUUUAUGCCGAAACACCUGGGUUAAAAACUAUCAAAAAGAAAAAUGUGUUAGUCCAAGGUGGAAUCGUUUCUCCUUAUAUGGAAUCAUUAAAGAAUGAAAAAAGCAGUACAAGUAAUAAUAAUAAUAAUAAUGCAAGUGAUAACAAAACAGAAGAGUUUGGAUCUAAUAUUUUUAUUCCAAGCAGUAAUAAAGUUUAUGAAAAUAAAGUAAGAGAUAAUAAAUAUGUAGAAGAAAAUGAUGAAACUUAUAUAAAUAAUGAACAGAAAAAACAAAAAACAAGUACCUUAGAAAAUAAAAAUUAUAAUGAAGAAGUUAAUGAAAAAAAUAUGUUGAACUCAUCAUAUGAAAACAUAUCACCAUUAAAUAAAAAUACAGAAAUGGAUAUGUUUUUAAAACAACCAAGUUAUACUAAAAAUGAUGAGAAUAUGUUUGCAAAAGUAUAUUCUAAUGAAAAUAUUAUUGAUACAUUAAAUAAAAAUAAUAAUUUAGAUAAAACAUUUAAUGAUAAUAUAUCUAAUGAAAAUAAUAAUUUUGGAUAUUCUAAAAAUGAAGAAUCUAAAAUUAUGACACCUAUUCAAAGUAAUAUGCAUAUACCAGUAAUAAGUAGAAGAGAAACAAAACCAACUAGUUUUGAUAAUCUACAUAAAUUUUAUGAAAUUAAAAAACCUGAGACAAAAGAAAUAAAAUCUCUUAAGGUCGUAUGGAAUCCAAAUAACGAUGUAGACAAUCGAACGGAUAUAUACAACAACAAUAAUAAUAUUAUUAAUAAUAAUAUUAUUAAUAAUAAUAUUAAUAAUAAUAAUAUUAAUAAUAAUAAUAAUGUUGAAAAUAUGUAUGAAAAGAAAGAUAAAAGUGUUCAAGAUAAUAUUUAUAAAGUUUCUAAUUCUACAUUUUUAAGCCCUUUUGGAGAAUCAAAAAAUGAAACAUUUCCCCGCAAAAGUAUGGUUCAUAUAAAUAGUUUUGAAAAUAUGAAAAAUGUUGAAGAGGAUGAAAUUUAUGACGGUAUGAAUAAAAUAAAUGUUCCUUCGGAAUCAAAUGAUAGAUAUGACGAAAUGAAUAGUUCAUUUUUUAUACCUGAGGAUAUGGAGAAUAUAAAUAUGAGCAAAAAGAAGAAGAAUAUUAACGUUGAUAAAAACAAUAUUAACGAUACUUACAAUAAUAUUAAUGAUACUUACAAUAAUAUUAAUGAUACUUACAAUAAUAUUAACGUUGAUAACAACAAUAUUAAUGAUACUUACAAUAAUAUUAAUGUUGAUAACAACAAUAUUAAUCUUACUUACAACAAUAUUAAUGUUGAUGAGUAUAAUAAAAUUCUUGAUCAUGAUAGUCCUAACAGUGAUAAAAAUAAUGACACGGAUCUCCCUCAUGAUAAUUACAUAAAUUAUGCUAAAGAUUAUUUUUCCAAUAAAGAAAAAGAGCUUGUUGAACAUUUUAUAUCAAUUUUAAAAAAACAAUUAAAUGAGGAUAAUAAUUUUAUUAAUAGUUUGAUAAAGACACAAACAGAAAAAGUGAAUUCAUUUGUUAAUGAAAAUAAAAGAUCAUUAAAUAUGUUAUACAAUAAAAUUAACGAAUUUGAUAAAUAUAAAAAUAUUGAUAAUAUGGAUAAUAAUGUAACAGAAAAAAAGUUGAAUAAUAAUUUAGAUAAUAAUAGAGAUAUAUGUUCAACUGAUUUAAAAGAAGAAGAUAUUUUAAAUGAAAAAGGUAAAGAAUUAAAUAAUUUAUUAUACAUUAUAAAUAUAAAGAAUAAGAAAAUAAAAAGCGAACUUGAAUGUUUUAUUAAUUCAUUUAAUAAUUUAAAAAAGUUAAAAGUGAAAAAUGAAGAAAUUAUUAACAUAUAUAAAACGAGAGAAAAGGAAUUAAUUGAUGCUAUUAAUGAAUUAGAAGAAAAAUAUGAAAAAAAAAAUUGUCUAUUUAAAAAAAAAGAAAAAUAUUACAAAGAAUUAAUUAUACAAAAAGAUAAUAAUUUAAAUAUAGAACAAAUGAAUUAUGAAAAAAAAGUGCAAUAUUUAAAAAAACAAGAAAAUUUAUUAAAACAAGAAUUAAAACAAGUACAAAUAAAAACAAAAGAAUUUAUGAUUACAUUUAAAGAAGAAUUAGAAAAAAAAUAUCAAGACGAAACAAAAGAUAAACUUGAAGAAAUCAAAACAUUAACAGAAAAUGAUUUUCAUUCGAGAUUAGAACAAUAUAAAGAACAAAUAGAAAAAGAUAAAAAUGAUUUUAUAAAUAAUUUAAUUAUUGAAAAAAAUAAUGAAAUAGAAAUAUUUAAAAAUAAUAUAGAAAAAAUGAAAAAUGAAGAAAUAUCUAAAAUUAAUGAAGAAAAUCAAAAGGUUUGGACACAAAAUAAAGAAAAAGAUAAUUUAUUAGAACAACAAAAAAAAGAUUUAGAAAAUAUAAAAGAACAAUGGGAAAUAGAAAAACAAAAAGAAAUUGAAGUCUUAAAAAAUGAAAUAUAUUCACAAAAUAAAGAAAAAGAAGAAUUCAUAAAACAAGAAUUACAAAAUAAUUAUAAUGAACAAAUUAAUCAAUUAAAAGAAGAACUAAAUGAACAAUUACAAGAAAAAUAUAAAAGUGAAUAUGAAAUAAAAAUUCAAAAUGUUUUAAAUAGAGAACAAGAAGAAAAGCAACAAAAAUGGGAUCAUGAAAAAAAACAAAUUAUACAAAUGUAUGAAGAAAAAUUAUUAUUACAAAAAGAUAAUAUAGAACAAACUUUAAAUAUUCAAAAUCAACAAUUGCAAGAAAAUAUAAAAUUACAAAAAGAUAAACAAAUAGAUAUUCUAAAUGAAAAAAUUGAUAAAUUAGAUAUGGAAACAAAAUUAUUAAAUGAAAAAAACAAUGAACUAGAAAUUAGUAUAUCUUUAUUAAAUGAAGAAAAUGUUAAUAUAUUAAAUCAAAAUCAAAAUCUAGAGGAUACUUAUCAAAAAAGAAUAAGUAUAUUGAGUGAUCAAAAUUGUAAACUGGAAGAGCAAAUGAAAAAAAUAAAGCAAGACCACACUAAGGAGUCUGAAGAAAUUCAAGAAAAAUUUGCAGAUCUACUAGAAGAAGAAAUCGAUCGAAUCAGGAAAGAAUCCGAAUCAAAGGUCGAAAGUUACAUAAAACAAUAUGUAGAGAUAAACGAAGAAUAUAUCAAAAAAAAAGAAGAGUAUGAUCAAUUGCUAGAAAAAGCCAAUCAAAAUAAUAAAGAAUUAACAAAAAAAUAUGAAGAAAAUAUUCAGAAAAUUAACGAAUAUGAAGAUAUGAUUAAAACACUUGAAAAUAAAACCGAAGAAAUGGUGCAAACAAAAAUAGAAGAAUUAACAAUAGAAUAUGAAAAAAAAAAAAGAGAUUUUAUAGAUAAUGAAAAACAAGUUUUAUUAAAUAAUUAUGAAGAAUUGUUAGAAGAAAAUAAACGUAUGAAAGAAGAAUUAGGAAUUCAAGCAAAUAUAACUAUGAAAGAAAAUGAAGAGACCAUUUUAGAAAUAACAAAAAAUUAUGAAAUGAAAGUUAAAGAAAUUGAAAAAGAUUAUGAAGAUUUAUUGAAUCAAUAUAAUAAUAUAAAAUAUGAAAAUAAAGAAAUAUUAGAAAAAUGGAAUAUAGAAAAAGAAACAACAGAAAAAGAAUUAAAACAUUUAAAUAAUAUUAAUACACAGUUAAGUUCAGAAAAUAAUGAAUUCUAUCAAAAUUAUAAAAAACUGGAAGAAAAAAAUUUAAAAUUACAAAAUACAUAUGACGAAUUAAUGGAAAAAAAUAACGUUCUAAACAAUGAAGAACUUAAACAAUUAAGAGAUAAAUUAAAAAAUGUUGAAAAUAUUAAUAAAAAUUUAAUGGAUGUUACUGAAAAAGAAAGAUUACUUAAUUUGAAAAAUGUUAAUAUUAUUAAAUCCUUACAACAACAAAUUAAUGAACAAACCAAAUUAUAUAAAGAAUAUACAGACGAAUUAAAUAAUGAAAUCAAAACGUUAAAACAAUCAAAACAAAAUCAUACAGAUAAUACAAGUAAUAAUGAUAAUAAUAACAUUCAACUUAUAGAAGAAAAUAAAAAACUCAAGUUACAAAAUGAAGUUAUAUCAACCAAAAAUGAUACAAUUUCAACAGUUUUAGACAACUUAACUAAAAGAUUAAGUUUUAUAGAAUCCAAAAUUAAAGAAAAAGAUUUGGGACUAGAUAUUAUUAAACAAGCGGAUCAUUUACAAUUACAAGAUUUUAAAUGA